AUGUAUGUGGCCGUUGGGCUCAUAGAAUAUUUACUCACUAUAGAGAUUGAUGAAAGCUUGGACAAAAAAUACACUAUCCAAAGUACUUACACUAGCCAGAAAAAGUCACAGGCACCUACAAGUUCCUUAAUAAACCCACAUGGAGAUGCAAACAUGAAACUUUCAGCUCCUUAUAAUGUCCGUGAUGACCGUCACCAAAUAGGUGCCAUGAACUGGGCCGCCCUUGCGCUAGUGCUGUCAUUGCCACCGGGGCUUUUAGCCCAGGAUGGUGAUGGUGCGGGCGCAGGAUCACAAUCUCGAGCUAUGUCUGAAGCCAAAAAUUAUGAUUUUGGUGGUGACUCGCGAUCUGAAGCUAUGUCUCAAGCUGAAAAUUAUGGUGCUGACCUUGGCUCACGAUCUGGAGCUAUGUCUCUAGUCCAAAAUUAUGGAGCAGGAGGUGGAUCGCAAUCUGCGGCUAUGUCUCAAGCUGAAAGUGAUGUUAAAGGUGUGAGCGCGUUAUCACACUCUCUAGCGGAAGCAGAAAGCUAUGGUGCGGGCGCAGGAUCACAAUCUCGAGCUAUGUCUGAAGCCAAAAAUUGUUUGGUACUCUUGAUCACGCCACAGUUGCUCGUGCCCUUAUUUUUGACGUGUGAAAAUCCCUACGGGUCAUCCCCUCAUAAGAACAAAGUAGUAUAUUCUAGACAAACCAACCAAAACCACAUAGUGUUCCAUUACAGAGUACCACUUGCUGGAGACCCAGGUGUACCCCAUAAAGCAAAAUCUUUUAAAAGCCCGACAGACUCGGAUGCCUGUUGA
Molecule: messenger RNA, 795 nt
Organism: Arctia plantaginis
Lineage: Eukaryota; Metazoa; Arthropoda; Insecta; Lepidoptera; Erebidae
Source: the annotation of a GenBank genome assembly